Molecule: messenger RNA, 1653 nt
Organism: Cryptococcus wingfieldii CBS 7118
Lineage: Eukaryota; Fungi; Basidiomycota; Tremellomycetes; Tremellales; Cryptococcaceae
Product: gamma-glutamyltransferase
Exons: 6
Coding region: 1-1653 (550 amino acids)
Biological process (GO): glutathione catabolic process
Cellular component (GO): plasma membrane
Molecular function (GO): glutathione gamma-glutamate hydrolase
Source: RefSeq, a predicted model, not a curated record
AUGCCCUCGGGAGCAGUAGUCUCAGAACACAGCCACGCUUCUGCCAUCGGCACACGCAUCCUCGCCGCAGGUGGCAGCGCCGUCGACGCCCUCAUCGCUACCACUAUCGCCGUCAACACCCUCAAUCCAUACCAUUCAGACCUCGGCGGUGGAGGCUUUGCUGUGCUCAAGGAAGCGUCCCCUGAGGGCGCCGUAAAGUGCUUGGACUUUCGACAGUGCGCGCCGGCGGCUGUAACUGCAAAGCUCUUCAAGAAGCUCCCGGCACAAGCGACAGCCGUAGGCGGUCUGGCUGUAGCCGUCCCAGGCCAGAUGCGUGGGUUUGCCGAGCUCCAUGAGCUAUACGGCGCGUUGCCUUGGAAGCGGCUCUUUCAAGAGAGCAUCGACCUGGCCGAGAAUGGUUUUGCAUUCGGCGGAGACUUGUACGAGGUAUCAAACCCUCCCAACUCUACCAACCUCCGCGACACAUGGCUCGACAAAGACCCGUCUUACGCGUCCCUCAUCCAGCCAGACGGGCACAUAAUCCCGCAAAGAAGCAUAUGGAAGAGACCCGAGCUGGCAAAGGCCCUUCGGAAGAUUGCCGAGGAAGGUGCAGAGGCGUUCUAUAAGGGUGAGAUUGCGGAAGCGCUUGUGAAGGCUGUGCGAGAUAGGGACGGCUUGAUGACAGUGGAUGAUCUCGAGAACUACAAGCCAAUCUGGCGCGAAGCCUUAUCUACAAAAUACAAAGACUUUACCCUGUACGCCCCGCCUGCACCAGCAUCAGGCGCCAUCUGGCUCUCUGCCAUGUCCAUGCUCUCCCGCUUUGAGCCCGAAGGCUACGGCACCGUCACCGACCUCCACCGCUUGACGGAAGCCCUCCGUCUGGCUUAUGGUCAGCGGACAGCCCUCGGUGAUCCGGCGUUUGUGGAUGAUGCUGAAGAGAAGCAGAAAGAGUGGUUGACGAAGGAGUAUAUUGAGAGGAGGAAGGGGAUGAUUGAUGAUAAGGAGACCAAGGACCCGGAUUACUAUAAACCUGCCAAAGUGGAGAUUGUUACAGACGCCGGCACCUCCAACAUUACAACCACAGACUCUUCCGGCCUCACCAUCUCGGUCACCACCACCGUAGGACUCAACUACGGAUCACACAUCAUGGUCCCCGGCUGGGGAUUCGUCCUCAACGAUUCGAUGGACGACUUUUCGGUGGAAGGUCGACCGAACCAAUUUGGAUAUGAACCGCAGGUCACAAACUACGUGGCCGGCGGUAAACGUCCCUUGUCUUCCUCUUGCCCCUACAUCAUCACCCAUCCUUCCGGAAGAGUUUACGCUUCAGGUGGGGCCGCCGGCGGAAGUACAAUCAUCUCUUCAAACACCCAGAUCGCCCUCUCCCUCCUCGCAUACAACCACUCUGCCGCCCAAGCCCUUUCCAACCCCAGGUUGCACAACCAGAUCUUGCCCAACGUGAGCACAGUGGAAAGGGGAUCGAAUGUAAGGGGUGUGGAGGUCAAGGGGUUCACGGAGGAGCAGGUGGAAGGGCUGAGGAAGAAGGGACACAAGGUGCAGUGGGUUGAGAAGGCGUUUAGUACGCCUUGUGCUAUUUUGUGGACUGGGGAUGGAUGGGAGGCGGAAGGUGAUCCUAGGAAGCAUGAUUCGGGAGGAAGCGUCUACAUCGAGGGGUAG